AUGUCACACUCUUCUUUAGCGCGUCGUGUGGUGGCUAUCCAGCUUGAGCUUGUUGCCAACAACAUUCGCAACUUACUGGCAUUAGAACAGCUACACGAGCAGGACGUACCCAACGAGGUGGCUCAAGUUGGCACUGAAGACAAAAGUCUGGAUCCCAAUAACAACGCCCCAGCGGACGCACAAGCCGUCCAAGAAACCACCGAGUCUUCCAGUGAAACUCACAGUACCAGUCCGGCCCCUCUAUCUGACAUCGGUGUUUCAGAGUCAUCGUCUAGCGAUACAGUCUCUUCAUAUGGAAGCGAUGACAGCACGUUUCCUUUCGGUAGCAACGCUGACAGAACCGAGCACGAUUGGGGAGCAUCAGACACCUUUGAUGAUAGCGCUACUCCAGCUGCUUCUCAUGGCACACCGGAUGAUGACGACCUUGAGUUCCACCCUAUCAGCGACGAGUGGGAUCCUCCGCCUACAAGCCAUCCUAGCCAAGACCCGGCGUCCGAUCAGCUUGGCCAGCAGUCAGGUCCCGAGGCCAGUGUCGAGCCCGAACUCGACGUCCUAUUCCCUGGUGCUUUCGAUCACUUCGACACGACGGACACCACUGCUCUCCGCGCAGACCCGCGCCUGAUUGAAUGCUUGGACGCAGCUAAGCACUGCUCCGAGUGGGUCUGGAUCUGGGACGAAGCGAGGGUGCGCGCGACUGUGGCCCCUUACCAAGCACACGUGAACCAGGUAAAUAAGGAGUGGGAGAAUGGAAAGAAGCCUGAGUUCGAGGAUCUAAUGUGGCGCUGGGAGCAGAGACGCAUGAUCACCAGAGAGACCGCAUACCACAAGGAGUCGGAGCGCCCCGAGGCCUAUGUUCCCUCGAGACUGUGGUUCAUGCACCUGCCACCGUACUAG
This is a messenger RNA of Neoarthrinium moseri, 894 nucleotides long. RefSeq lists its product as uncharacterized. NCBI's taxonomy places the organism in Eukaryota, Fungi, Ascomycota, Sordariomycetes, Amphisphaeriales, Apiosporaceae. Bases 1 to 894 code for a protein of 297 amino acids. The record is from RefSeq and is a predicted model, not a curated record. The transcript has a single exon.